Phytomonas sp. EM1 is the source of this 1695-nucleotide messenger RNA. Lineage: Eukaryota; Euglenozoa; Kinetoplastea; Trypanosomatida; Trypanosomatidae. The record is from the annotation of a GenBank genome assembly.
AUGCAGCCAAAGAAGCGUGCCCCGAUUACCAUCGAUGAUGACCUUGCCAUCGACUUCUCAUCGCUUCCGCAGCGCAAGAAGGAGAGCGAGAAGUCGGCAAAGGAGGCCGUGGCGAACUUGCUGUUAUCCGAUGAGCAGUCGGUGGAUUCCUCGCCGCAUGGCCAAGGCGCGAUCGAAUUGAGGGCCUUUGAUCCCUCCCUCCAGGCGUACGUCCAGCGAGGUGCCGCCGCCGCUCACAGAGGAGGAGGGGCGUUGGCGAGAAGGCGGGGGCUGCUUUUUGAGGGCGCGAAUCGCGCGCCACCGUCGGGAUCGUUUGCGGCCCCCCUCUCCUCCACAGCAGGUGGCGCCGCGGCUGCGGAGGAUCGCCGGGAUGCGGUGCUCGCCAUCUGCCAAGGGAGCGAGCCGCAGCAACAGGAGAGCCCGAUGCAACUGCGGGAACGGCGUUUGACCUAUGAGGCCGCGCUGCGAGAGUUUUGCCAGGCCCCCCCCGCCCAACCCGAGAAAGCGAAUAAAAGCGAUCGAGUAGCUGCUGUCGUUGGGGGUGGGGAGCCCUCGGCGGCGACGGCGCUCUCCCGCUCCCUGCUCGCGGAGUUUUUUGCGAACGGCGUGCCGGAUAUCGAGCCGUGGGAUCGUUGGGCGUUCGAGCUGCCAAGAUACGAUCCGAAGGCGUUGAUCACUACCGCAGCGGCGUCGCCAAGCAUGCAGAGUGGGCAAACGAAAUCCGGCAGCCACGCGGCCGGCGUCGGGGUUAUGGAUCUGGAGCACCACCCGAUCCUGGAGAACUCAUUCUAUACCCUCCACUGCCCGCAACCGCUGUCGGGUACGGCCCCAGUGGAGGUGAAGUACAUGAAAACGAAGGAGGAACUGCGCAAAGAGCGUCGUGAGCGUUUAAAGCGUAGGCAGGAGCAGGAACGCCAAGAACGACUCCGGGGGGAUCCAGACAAAGGCGUUGCCGGCGGCACUGCGCACCAAGAUCAGCUCCGUAGCCGUAGCCUAGCCUUUGGUUUGUUCAACCAUAGCGUUCUAAACCCCAUCGCGACGGAGAAUCAGAUUUAUGAACAAUAUCAACAGCGUUUUGUGGAGCAUCAGCGGCGCAAUCACGAUCGCCACGUCGCUGCUCUGCCGAAUCAAAUUCUCAAACGAGAGCGUGAUGCGAUUCGUCAUGCACAAGAAUCCCCGUCUCUUCGCGCGUAUCGCAUCUACCCCAUCUUCAGCCCCUCCCACCUUGGUAAACUGCGGAACCUCGCCAAUGAUAACCGCCUGCGGGGUAUGGUGGUGUGGAUCGCGAAGUGCGAUGCGUUGGUGGUGCUAUCGGGCGGCGAGGUCGCGAUGCGGCACCUGGAGCGCUGGAUACUGCACAAAAUGAGAUGGGAGCACCAUGAAACGCGCGCAACCCGUCUGUGUGCAAUACCCCUCCCCAAGUAUGAUUUUUUCUCGUUCUGUGAAAGGAAGGGGCACGCGAGGGAGGAAGAAAAGAGGAAACACAUCCGCCACGAGGCUCAAUCACUGGCUGAGGCUUCCCAAGCGAACCAAACAGCAGUGUCAGAAGAGCCAAAAGAAAACGUUUUUAUGAAUUUUUGUGAGACGAUAGCAGAAGGCGAAGCUUUUAUGCGUUCCUUGCCUGCAUCUGGUAGUGCGUGGAAAGAUUUUUCGGCGAUAUGGCGGCUGGCUUUCCUGCGAGAUGGGCUCUCUUAA